GACCGAACCGAGCCCGGAUUGGAUCUCACGGUGACCCGUUUCCUGGACUUUGUAGGAAUUUGAUCCGGGAUUUGGGAGUUCUCCGCCGACGUGUCUGGAGGUUUCGAUGCCCGACAUGAAGCACCUGUUUCGAGGUGGUUGAGGGAAACUCCGGAGCGGACAGAGCCAUUUUGAUUCAAGGCUUGUGGACUGGGUCAUGCUGAUGGACCAGGACACUCAGUGGCUGUACCAGCUCCUGGCUGAGGUCCAGUUGGAGAAGUUCUACAUACGCAUCCGAGAUGGCCUCAACAUUACCCGCAUUGAUCACUUCCAUUACGUCAAGGAGUCGGACCUGGAGCAGAUAGGAAUCAGCAAGCCUGCACAAAGAAGAUUAUGGGAGGCGCUGAAACGAUACAAGAUACAAUCACGCCCGAGGUCGUCGUGGCCGAGCAAGAUGUUCCGCGGUUCAGAUGCAGGGGAUCCGUUGACCGGAGUGGCCCAGGUUCAGGGCUCUGAGACCACCAUCAGUCGGACUCUGCCUUCUCUGAUCCAGGACAGCGAGCUGAUUCUGGGGGAGAAGCUGGGCUCGGGGUCCUUUGGGGUGGUGAAGAGGGGGGAGUGGCAUACGCCCACAGGGAAAGUGCUUCCAGUGGCAGUAAAAUCUCUGAGAAGCAGUAUGUCCAGACAAACAGAAACGCUGACAGACUUCCUCCAGGAAGUCACCACCAUGCAGUCCUUAGACCACCCCAACAUCAUACGACUCUACGGCGUGGUGCUCACACAGCCCCUCAAGAUGGUAACAGAGCUGGCUCCCCAUGGCUCGUUAUACGACACGCUGCGAGCGCGGCAGUUCGAGUACCCGUUGCUCCGCCUCUGGGUCUUUGCUACCCAGAUCGCAGCAGGGAUGGACUACCUGGAAACCCGUAGGUUUAUCCACAGGGACUUGGCAGCGAGGAAUGUGCUGCUGUCCUCCAGGGAGAUGGUGAAGAUUGGGGAUUUUGGUCUGAUGCGAGGCCUGGCUCAAGAGAAGGACCAUUACAUCAUGGGAGCGCACAGGAGGAUCCCGUUCGCAUGGUGCGCCCCGGAAAGCCUCCGUAUCGGCUCCUUCUCCCACGCCUCGGACGUCUGGAUGUUUGGUGUCACCCUGUGGGAGAUGUUCACCUACUGCGAGGAACCGUGGUUCGGUCUGUCUGGUCGACAGAUUUUGUGGCGUGUGGAGCGAGAGGGAGAGCGGCUGGAGAAACCGCCAGAUUGCCCUCAAGAGAUGUAUGGCAUCAUGAGGAAGUGCUGGGCCGUCACACCUGCGGAGAGGCCCAGCUUCACCCAGCUCACAGUCAUGGUGGCAGAGGCUAAACCGGUGGAAGUCCAAGCCACAAGAGACUUCGCAGAGCUCAGAAAACUCCCGCUCGCAGCCAACGACAUCGUGACCGUCGUAGACCAUGGUUUGGAGCUGAGCGAGUGGCGUGGUCAGAACCAGAGGACGCUGGCCGUCGGCUUGUUCCCCGCCUGCCUCACCAUUCCUGCUGCCCCCACCGCCACCCCCAGCAGCGCUGGGCCCAAUCCCGCCGCCAGCGUCCCCCACAUCUCGACCCCGAUGAAGGGCAGCCUGCAGCACACGGGGCACGGAGACGUCCACCCCGACCGCACCUGGGGGACACCUGAGAGGCUGGACGAAAACAGCUGGAGGACGGCACCUAGCAGGGAGAGGGAGGGAACCAAUCUGCAGAAAAUGGCAGGUUUGUCUCAGAGCCUGGAGUCGGUCUUAGGUGGAUCUCGACCCCGACCUCAAAUGGUCGUGGGUUUCCGAAUGGAUCAGCAAGGCAGACUCUUGCUUCCUGGGAUGGCGGCUCACAGCGGGCUGAUUCAGCAGGACCCUCGGCGCUUCAGCGAGGCCGGCCUCGCUCCCCCUCCUCGGCCUCCGCCCCUCAACGUCAAACGCCUGAACUUGAAAGCCCAAAGGAAACCCCUAGUCCUGCCGACCUCAGGCCCCACAUGGUCUCCUCAAAUAGUCUUAUCCCCUCAAGGACAGACACAACCUCAGCAUCAGUUCUUACCUCCUCAAGGCGCCUUCGGGUCCAACCUGGUUAAAAUGUCCCAAAUGGCUCGUUCUACGCCACAGCUGGACGACGACACCAAGGACAGGGAUCGAGAGCGGACAAGGGAGCGGGAGAAAACUUACUACGCCCAAAACGCCAAGGAGAGCUUCGUUGCACAGGUGAUGGAGGCCGUACACGGAGUGACCACCGAGGAGGUCCAAAGUGCACUUCAGCGUAACGAGUGGAACCCGGUGCGGGCCGAGCAACAACUCAAGGUGGAGCAACUGUACUUACUGAGCCUCUGCUCCAAAGAGGACUGCUUCAAGAUCCUCUCCAGGCACCAGUGGGACCUGCAGCAGGCCAGCCGCUACCUGAUCCGAAUGACCCGAGAAGAAAGAGCCGGCCCCAGCGAAAGACCUCAAAUUAGCGCAGAGAGACGAGUCUGAGGAGAUUUUUUUUUUUUUUUUUUUUUUUUAAAGCUAGGUUUGCUCUUUUCCAAUGCGGGAUGCUCAACGGUUUUUAAGCAACAUCCCACCUUGCAGUGACGCAGCCCAACACCUGGAGCCUUCUAAUGCAACCUCUUCCAUAGGAGAGCCGUUUAAAUAC
Molecule: messenger RNA, 2621 nt
Organism: Nematolebias whitei (Rio pearlfish)
Lineage: Eukaryota; Metazoa; Chordata; Actinopteri; Cyprinodontiformes; Rivulidae
Gene: tnk1
Product: tyrosine kinase, non-receptor, 1
Exons: 14
Coding region: 197-2461 (754 amino acids)
Biological process (GO): protein phosphorylation
Molecular function (GO): protein tyrosine kinase activity; protein binding; ATP binding
Source: RefSeq, a predicted model, not a curated record